AUGGCGGAAGAUACUCUUAGCUGGUCCUCUCGGCUGCUUGUUGCAUCGCCAGAGCGGGCACCUCGACUCACCGGUGAUAAAAUCACUCUACCGCAAUCUGCGCUCGAACAACUUCUCGCUGCCGCUCCGCUCCAAGUUGUUCCGUCCGGGAAUUCACGUGUGCUCACGUCGUCAUUCGACCCAUUCAAUCCACACACAUUUGCCGUUGAAUCGCGCGCGCGUCAAGAAAUCGAACAACGUCAGCAGCAGCUACCCCAUCCGUUAAUCUUCCGUAUCGUCAAUCCUCAAAAUGGUCGGUUCAUCUAUGCAGGCAUCCGGGAGUUCUCUGCCGAAGAGAAUGAAGUCGCCCUAAGUGCAUUCCUCAGAGAUGCUCUUGAGAUCAAGGAUGAAGAGUUUCGGGUUGAAAAUGGGGAGAUACACGAACCAGUGUCUUCACAUACUGUGACCGAACCUUCACCACGGACUGGCCCCGCGGUUACAGUACAUGCAAAGCAACUACCGAAAGGCACGUAUGUUCGCCUCCGCCCGCUGGAAUCUGGAUAUGACCCAGAAGACUGGAAGGCCCUGCUAGAGCGAUACUUGCGGGAUAACUUCACGACCCUUACAACGGGUGAGCUUCUGACUGUGCCGGGCACCCGGAGUGAGUCAUUCAGAUUUCUGGUAGACAAAGUAUUGCCCGAAGGCGAAGGAAUUUGCGUGGUGGAUACAGAUCUUGAAGUUGACAUCGUAGCAUUGUCAGAGGAGCAAGCCCGUGAAACGCUGCAGAAAAGAUUAGAAAAAGCUUCACGUGCGCCGGGUAGGACUGGUGGCAGUUCAAUCGGUGGCAUCCUUAAUGUUGGAGAAGAUGCCCUUGCGCAGGUUUUGCCUGGGGAAUAUGUGGAUUAUGAGCUUCGAGAUUGGGAUCGUCAUGAUACUCUCCAGAUCGAGCUCAUUGCGGACAGUCCGGAGGUGUAUCUUUUUGUUAGUCCCUUUUCUAACCGCCAAAGAAGUCGUCCAAGAACAGACAUGCAUGUCCUAGGAGAUUUUUCAGGUCAUUCGCCCAAAAAGUUCGACCUCCAGCCAUCGAAUGUGGUUUUGGAAGGCGCCGAAGCUCUCUAUAUAUCGGUUCAUGCCAACUCCACAAGCAGUGAAUCAAAUGACAUACAACAGCGCUUGCCAUCACAAUACAAGCUACGUGUCACAGUGAAUCCAGUGAAUCGAUCGGGUAAUCAUGAUGGGAUGGAAGAGUCCCAUGAGCCCGGUGAUGUGCAGUGCAAGAACUGCCAACAAUGGGUCCCUGAACGGACACUUGUUCUCCAUGAGAACUUCUGUCUCCGCAAUAAUAUAUUCUGUUCGCAAUGUGGUACCGUUUUCCAAAAACGAUCUUCAGAAUGGCAAGGCCACUGGCAUUGUUCACACGACCACAGCCAUGGCAACGAUGCCUCGAGCAAAGAAAAACAUGACGCCGUAUUUCACCAAACACAUCAUUGUGCCGAUUGCGCUGCAGAAUUCGAAGGACUUCCUGCUCUUGCACAACAUCGUACGACAGAUUGCCCGUGGAAAUUGAUUUUGUGUCAAUUUUGCCAUCUUGUUGUACCACAGAAAGGGGAAUCCGACCCCGAUUUUCGUAAUCCCGAAGUGAUGCUCUCUGGUCUCACUCCACACGAACUGGUUGAUGGAGCGCGGACAACCGAAUGUCACCUCUGUAAUAAGAUCACUCGACUGCGGGAUAUGAACACCCAUCUUCGUCACCAUGACCUAGAGCGCCUAUCACGACCCGCACCUCGUAUAUGCAUGAACAGAAAUUGCGGCCGGACAUUGACUAAAGCUGGGAAUGAGUCUGUCGGUCUCUGCAGUUUUUGCUUUGGACCACUGUAUGUGGACACACAUGACCCAGAAGGCAAAGCACUGCGACGUCGAAUUGAACGCCGCUAUCUCUCCCAAAUGAUGACUGGAUGUGGCAAGCCGUGGUGUCAAAAUGAGUACUGCAAAACAGCAAAACAGAAAGGGUCAAAUGAGUCCGAUCCUCAUAUCCCAUUGAAUGUUGCAGAAGUAAUGAACUUGACACGCCCACUUGUGGAGGGUCUCAAUACCCAGCCAACCGCGCCAAAUACAGCGGCUUUAUAUCUCUGUGCUGAUGAGACGAGCCAACACCGUCGCAGUCUCGCAGAGUUGAUUGCAGGAGAGAGCGCCGAAGAGAACAACAAAGCGUAUGAUCUACCAUGGUGUAUUGCGGGCGUCGAAGCCACUGGUGGAGACUUGGAGAAGGCAAGGGACUGGCUGUCCAAAUGGGCGCCGACUCAAAGCGCAUCGGCUGCAUGA
Molecule: messenger RNA, 2301 nt
Organism: Penicillium paradoxum
Lineage: Eukaryota; Fungi; Ascomycota; Eurotiomycetes; Eurotiales; Aspergillaceae
Product: putative ubiquitin fusion degradation protein (Ufd1)
Exons: 1
Coding region: 1-2301 (766 amino acids)
Cellular component (GO): VCP-NPL4-UFD1 AAA ATPase complex
Molecular function (GO): polyubiquitin modification-dependent protein binding
Source: RefSeq, a predicted model, not a curated record